Messenger RNA from Cladocopium goreaui, 338 nucleotides. The record is from the annotation of a GenBank genome assembly. Lineage: Eukaryota; Dinophyceae; Suessiales; Symbiodiniaceae.
AUGGGUUGCACUUCUGCCCGUAUGCAAGCGGCGGCAAUAGAUCGCUCAGUGAAAAAGAUGGAUCGGUACAUGCAGGAUCCGGCAUAUCAAGCCGUAUUGCAAAAUGCUCACCAGCAGGUGUUGCAAAACCCCCAGAUGCAGCAGAUGAGAGCUGACGCCCUUGCACAAAUGAUGGGGGGUCAGGCCGGUCAGGCCCAAGCAAUGCCAGUGGCCCAAGCGCAGGUGGUUGAGGCAAGCGUGGUGGAGCCCGCCGCAGCAGCGCCGGCGGCGAAUCAGAGCGGGGCGCCGGCGUUCUGCACGCAGUGUGGCGUGGUGAUACCAGCGAUGAGCCCGGGGCC